GUCCAUUUUCUCUUUAUCCUUUUCACUUUAGUUAUCUGCUUAUUAUUUCCAUCUCAUUUUCUGCUUACAUCCAAGCCAUUUUAGAGCAUGUUUGGUGCUGAGGGCAAUUCCUCUUCUUUAAAGGGCCUCACUUUUGACCAGAUCAUUCGCAAGGUCUACCCGCCCGGUCCAAUCUACAAUACGCAUUCUGAGAAGCUCAACACCAAGUCCGAGCAGCGCAUCCGCCACACCAGCGGUGCCCUCCGCUCCAAGCCUGGCUGGAUCACCAAGAUGACUGACGCAACCAUCCGCAGCCGCUGGGCUGCUGAGGCGUAUGCCCAGGGACUCACCGAAAAGGAAGUCGACUACGUUUUUGCCGAACUGGCAUACUACGCCUCCCUCCACGUGCCCGACUCUGGAAUAUUCCUGAGCGCUGUUGAGCAAGUGUGGAUUUCGGACACCUUGAUUGACGAUGAGACAGAGCAGGGGCUCAGAAAGUGGGUUGCAGUUCUGGAGAGCGGGCCCGAGGACUGGCAUCCCGGGAGUGAGGGCGUGGUGCGCAACCUCAUUCAUCCGUCGCUAUUUCCGCUGAUAUACGGGCGAUCAAGCUUUGUGGAUAAGAAGAUUGAGUCGCCUGUGGCAGCGCUGCAUGUAAAAUCAUUUGGCAGAUAUCCAAAGGAUAUCAAGGAAUGGGAAGUGGAGGUCAAUCGCACGUAUAAGGAAAAUGCGUCGGAUGUAGAUAGCGGUGAAGACACUUUUUAUCUGCCUCCUCUUUCAAUAUUUGCUUCGUCGAAAAGGUUUUGCUGGCUGCCGUCCGAGUUCCAGGUCCACCAGGACGGCCAUGUCACCGUGGAAUCCUACAUCAACAACCUGCAUCCGCUAAAGUACGCUGAGUUCUACCCUGUUAUUGGCAACAUUUUCUCAAAGUUUGUUCCUGUUCUCGAACAAGUUGUUACCGACUUGGCACACCGCCGCGAGCAGCGCGUUGUUCCGGCUCCAUACGCCUGGUUUGAUGAUUCCGAUGAGCCCAAGGACUACGAUGCAGAGGAUUAUGAUGAGAAAUACGAUUUGUGGCAGGAGACCAGGCCUUUUAUUGAGCCGCAGCCCGAGCCAUUCCAGUGGCCUGAUCGUCCUGCUGUGCCUUAUAGUCUGAAAGGCAGGCGGCUUCAGGCUAUCGUCAAGAUGUCCAACAUCAUUCUGACUCCUGAGAACCCCGUCUACGAGGGCGGCGCGUGGCAUGUCGAGGCACUGGCUAACGAGCGCAUUAUCGCUACGGGUCUGUACUACUACGACGUGGACAACAUUACCGAGAGCAAUUUGGCGUUCCGCGAAAUGGUUGACGAGGAGCUUGAUUAUGAACAAGGCGACGAGCGAGGACUUAACCUGGCCUAUGGCAUAUAUGAAAACGUUGAUGAUACCAACGAUAUCCAUGUCUCCUUGAUUCAGGAAAUCGGUUGCGUGGAGGCAAAGAGGGGCAGAUGCGUGGUGUUUCCCAACAUGUACCAGCAUCGCGUCGAGGGAUUCCAGCUCAAGGAUCCCAAGAGAAGUGGGUGUCGCAAGAUAUUUGCUUUUUUCUUUAUUGAUCCGACCACAAGAAUUCCUUCAACCGAGAUUGUCCCGCCGCAGCAGCAAGAGUGGUGGAAAGAGGAGGUCAUGAGCAUUGGCCCUUUGCACGGGUUGCCCUUGCUGGUUAAGGACGAAAUACUGAAAAAUGUGGAUUUUCCCAUCUCAUUGGAUGAGGCAAAGAAACAGAGACUCGAGUUGAUGGAGGAGAGAA
Molecule: messenger RNA, 1756 nt
Organism: Kickxella alabastrina
Lineage: Eukaryota; Fungi; Kickxellomycota; Kickxellomycetes; Kickxellales; Kickxellaceae
Exons: 1
Source: RefSeq, a predicted model, not a curated record